AUGUCACACCGGCCAUGCGAGAAUGGGGACCAGUGCCGCGCCUGGCUUCGCCUGAAGUCCUAUGAAGUCUCACAGGCGGAUAUCGACCACGUUUCCUGCUGGGCACACCCUCAUCCCCCAUGCAGAUACGGCGACCAGUGCCGGGCAUGGCUUCGCCUGCAAGAGGGCGGAUACAGGCUUGACGAUCAAGCUCACGUCGCCGUCUACGACCACGGGGGGCGCGCACGUGGGGACCGGGCGAUCUUCGAAGGGAUGGCCAAGUUCGCCACCAUGGAGUUCACCGAUGCCUUCAAGAUGUCCGAGAGGCUUCGAGAGGCUGCCUCCGUCGCGGCGACGCGCAGCCUCUGGGAGGAGGUCAAGGUGAACGGCUACGCCCGCGUGCUCGAGGUGAGCGGCCACCCCUCAGCGAAGACGCUGGACGACAUUGUGGCGCUGAAGCUGAGCAGCGAGCGUCACAAGGAGCUCGGGGAGCCUCUGAACCACGAGGAGAUGUUGUCGAUCCUGCUGUAUACAGGGUGUGACUGCUACGGAGACCUUCGGCGAGCGGAACGCGACCGCGACUUCAAGAAGUGGGCUCGCUUCGCAUGUGUCUUGGACUUGGCCAUUUACAACCUGGCGAUGGCGGCAGCAGCAAAAGGAGUUGGCCUCACGCCCAAGGUCUACCACGGGCUUGGCAACGUGGCUUUGAUGCACCUGCCGAUCGACAAGGUGGAGUAUGGCGACCUUGGGAGCAUCUGGGCCGUGCAGUUCACCACGCCCACGUUCAUGUCGACCUCCUGGAAUCGGUCCGUGGCUGAAGGCUUCAUCGACAUGAAUUCCAGCGAAGGGUCCGGCUUGCGGGGCUUGCUGAUUGAGAUGGAAGGGGAGGAGGCAUCCCUGGUUGGUGCCGACGUAUCGUGGAUCAGCAAGUUUCCGCAUGAGUGCGAGGUUUUGCUCGGCCGCUUCACUACCUUCACGUCGCAAACCGUCGAGACGGCCGAAGGCGACCAAUCCAUGAAAACAGUGCGAGACCUCGUGCGCGAUCUCAAGAUCGUCGUCGAGGCGGGGCGACUUCAGCACGCCUCCUUCACGUUGCAGGCGGGCACGGUCUGGGGCGAUGAGUUCGGCUCAGGCGGUUCGGUGUACUUGUUGAGCCUCCCGCUGGUUCCAAGCGUCGCUCAAUGCGAUCACCCGAAGUGGCACCGGUCACUCUCGCGCUGGCCCGACGUCGCCGCGGGGAGGCGGCCGCCGACGAGCUUUGAGGAGCUGAUGGAGUACAUGGGAAGUCGGGAGUGCUACGAGCAAUGCCACAGAGGGUUUCCCACCGGCUACCCGCUGAGCUUCAUACUCUUUCCGCUCGACUGGAGUGCCUGCCGAGACAUGGGCCGAGCGUUCCCUCUGCUUCACCUUCAGGCGAUCUCAAGCGCGCGGGUGGCUGCCGGCAUGAUCAGCUUGUGA
Molecule: messenger RNA, 1437 nt
Organism: Symbiodinium natans
Lineage: Eukaryota; Dinophyceae; Suessiales; Symbiodiniaceae
Source: the annotation of a GenBank genome assembly